This is a messenger RNA of Aspergillus mulundensis, 1296 nucleotides long. RefSeq names its product dienelactone hydrolase. The coding region runs from base 1 to 1296 and encodes 431 amino acids. The record is from RefSeq and is a predicted model, not a curated record. Lineage: Eukaryota; Fungi; Ascomycota; Eurotiomycetes; Eurotiales; Aspergillaceae. Gene Ontology annotation, biological process: polyketide metabolic process. The transcript is spliced from 3 exons.
AUGUCCAAACUAUUCCACCACCUCCGUCGGCGCAGCUCUGCGCAUCGCCCGAGCCCUCCCACCCCGCGCAGGCUCUACGUCACCUCCGACUCACCUACUUUCGACAGUGCUUCCCUUCGCCGGCUAGAGACUGAGGGGUUCACGGUUGAAUAUGUGCCCUUUCGCGCAGACAGCGGCGACAUCGAUCGGGACAGGAGAGAGUUGGAGAGGGUGAUCCACGAUCGGGAAGAUGAUCUUGAGCCUGGGGAGAGAUACGCGGUUAUGGCGUACAAUCGCCCCGCCUAUCUUCUUUGGCUUUCGCAUCACCAACAAACAAGCACAAACCCCUUCCCUCGUCUGUGCGCGUUGAUUGCAUUCUACCCGGACGCUCCGGACUCUGCGUCGAUGGACUCAUCGGAACCAGCACGCCUUCCGCCGUCAACAACCGCGGCAACAACCUCGACGUCUUUGGCGUUUCAGAACGACCCGACUCUUGCCAUUCAGAUCCACCUCGCCGGAUCGCAGAAUGAGAGCUUCGCCAUGUGGGACGACAGCAACAAGCGGCACCGCUGCCAUAUACUCUUCUACCCGGAGUCCAAACCGGGCUUCGCAGAGUCCACUGUAUCACCGACGUAUGACAGGACUAGCUCACGGUUGGCAUGGAGCCGAGCGCUGAACUGUUUGAAGCGCGGUUUUGGAUGGCCUGGUGGUGGAGGUGAUUGGGGAGCGCCGGAUCCGGAACUAGUCUGGGAAGGCUACUGGAGGAAUAUUCACGAGACCGCGAAGAACCCCUUCUCUACCUCGUCGCCAGAUAUGCUUGGGCUGAUGGUGGGCGGGGGUACUGGGAAUCCCGACUUUGAUGACCGGACGUGUGUGAAUUGUGUCCCUUCUGGUGCUGGAGGUCGGUCGUCGCCAUCCGAGAUCACGACGUUUUACUCCACGCAGUUCGUCCCGGCUGGCCCGCCUUCCCAACGGAUCCGGCUGCUUUCUCGCACUUCGGGUGCGGACCGCGUGGUGGACGAGCUUUUGCUCACUUUUGAGCACACGGAGGAGAUACCCUGGCUGCUGCCUGGUGUGCCACCAACUGGGCGCUCUGUUCGCAUUCCCCUCAUUAUGACUGUUAGCUUUCUGGGUGGAAAGAUCGCCAACCACAACAUGUACUGGGAUCAAGCAAGCGUGCUGGUGCAGAUCGGCCUUUUAGACCCGACUCUUAUCCCGUCAGGUUUCAAGACAACCGGACCAAAUCGUGAGGGGAAAGACAGCAUUGAGCGAAUGCCCGUCGUAGGAGAAGAAGCGGCCAAUAGUGUUCUUAUAUAA